This is a messenger RNA of Aspergillus luchuensis, 834 nucleotides long. RefSeq lists its product as uncharacterized. The transcript is spliced from 3 exons. Bases 1 to 834 code for a protein of 277 amino acids. Lineage: Eukaryota; Fungi; Ascomycota; Eurotiomycetes; Eurotiales; Aspergillaceae. The record is from RefSeq and is a predicted model, not a curated record.
AUGGUGCACAGCAACCCAACAUCCCCGCCUUACCUCCUAUUCCGUUCCACUCCUACACCAUCCCAACAGGAAACCGGCGAUGGAACCACCAAAGCCAUCAAGCGCGCCCUCAGCGACAACGACAUCCAGACCAUCUUCUUCGUCAACCUGAUCACCGACCACGAUGAUAAAGCCAUCGUGUCCAAUCUCAAUGCCAGCCGCUGCUAUCUCACUACUGAAGUAGAGAAAGAAAUCUACGACAAGGUUCAACGCAACGACCUACCAUCGGAUACCUCACUCUCCGCCGGAUUCGAACGGGGUGCUUCUCGAGUCGAGGUUCUGGGUGAUUUUCUUCGGAAGGUAUCGUGGUUAAGUAUAAGAUGCGAGCUACCGUUCCAGGAAAAACAACUCCCCAGCGAUAAAACCUACCACCAAACCAAAGCCUGUCUGUAUCAGGAGAUACGCAAACACUUGAUGGCCUCCAGUUUAUCCCACGGGAUAUACACCAGAUUAGAAUUGGUCGCUAAAACUAUAGCGGAGAGGAUAGUCCUAAGCGGGGACUCGUCGCCUCAACGCAAGCGAUUCGGGGUGUUGGUUACUUCGCCGGGGGACAGAGGUCCGUUGUCGCCACGUGUCCUUCGAUACAACCAGUUUGAGUUUGAUCCGGCCGGGUUGUAUUUACGUUCCAGCCUAUACGUUGCUCAGUUCGUUGAAGAUAACUUCAAAGGGGUGCGAAAGGGUAGUACUAUGGACCCUCGUGGCUUUGAGCUGGUGCAGGGUCUGACGGACCAGAGGUCUAUAGAUGUCUACUUGCCAUGUCCUUAUGUCAGUAAUUUGUGGCGUGCGUGCGACUAG